Messenger RNA from Brettanomyces nanus, 2604 nucleotides. RefSeq lists its product as uncharacterized. Gene Ontology annotation, molecular function: carboxypeptidase activity. NCBI's taxonomy places the organism in Eukaryota, Fungi, Ascomycota, Pichiomycetes, Pichiales, Pichiaceae. The record is from RefSeq and is a predicted model, not a curated record. The transcript has a single exon. The coding region runs from base 1 to 2604 and encodes 867 amino acids.
AUGCCCUCAGAUAAAAAGAAUUACACACCGUUGCCGAAGGGACUUGAAGGUGCCAGUAACGGUUCUGUUGAGUCGCAUUCGGCAGAAUCUCUGCCCUCGGCACCAGUGAGUAUUGAGGCCAAUUCCGGUCAAAUGUCCGAAGAUCCUCCUCCAUAUGAACAAGGGGGCUUUGAGCAGUUUGAAAUAGAGGACCCGGUUGCCUUGGAAGCCUCAUCUUCUCGACCGGGACUUCUGGGGAAGGCUGAGGAUUUGGCCAGAAACAUCAACACGAGAAUAUUUACGCCCAUAAACGAAGCCCUCGACCCGGUAUAUGAGGCAUGGCGCUAUAUAAGCAGCAAGAUAGAUGCAUGCAUUUCCAAGGUGGGAAAUCCCUUAAUAGUGAAACGACUACUGUACGUUCUAUUUGUCGCCGUCCUCAUCUAUAUGAUAUCUGCAAGUAGUGUCUAUGGCAGGAACAACAGUUAUUACGGUUCUUUUCACGACUUGAAUGUUCUUUCUCAAUACAUUGAAGAUAAAAUUGAUCCUCAUCGUCUUGAGGAGAAUCUGGAGUAUCUUUCUUCCAUGCCUCAUAUGGCAGGAACGGCUGGUGACUUAUCCCUCGCUCGUUAUAUCGAAGAGUAUAUUAAGAAGACAAAUAUUCGCCAGCUUGAUGGACAGCCCUUCCAGGCUUUCACUGAAUAUCCUUCCAACGAUUCCUUUGUGAAUUUAGUGGGAUCUGAUGGUCAGAUAGUGUAUAACUGUUAUCUUGUGGACAGUGUCCAGGAUGGAACGGAUGUUGAAGAGAGGGACGAUAACAAAGAAAUUCAAGAAAUUCAAGAAGAAACCAGUAAGGAUAGCAACGACAAACCUAAUGAUAUAUCCCACUGGUCAUUCAAUCCUGGCUCUCGUUCAGGUUCUGCAACAGGUAAAGUUGUGUAUGCAAACUACGGUCUUCGUCGUGAUUACGACACUCUUGAAUCCUAUGGCAUUGAUCUCUCUUCAUUUGUUGCCUUAGUAAAAUACGGUGGAGGUAUCCCAGAUUACAAGAAGAUCCAGUAUGCCAAGGCAAGGGGUGCCGUUGCCGUUCUUUUCAUAAGUGAUCCUGUUUCAGAUUCGCCUUAUUCGCUCUAUUCCAUUCAAAGAGAGCCUGUUGCGUAUCCGGAUAUUGCUUCCGGCAAUAUCAUUGAUCCAGGUCCAGGAUCUGCCGACAAGAUCCCCGACUAUUUUGAUUCCGACACGCUUUUAGCUACUUCCUCUGCUUAUCCAGAGAUACCUUCUAUUCCUAUUUCAUGGGCCGAUUUUAUAGAAAUCAUGGAUAAAGUGAAAGAAACUGGCGUACAUAUUUCUGACUGGAAUGUACAGAUUGGCGAUAAGAAAGUGGAUAUUUGGACUGGUAGUGAUCAAUUUAAGGUCAAUAUGGCCAAUGAGCUCGUCCAGCGUCCGUUCAAAGAGAUGUGGAACGUUAUAGGUAGAAUUGACGGCAGUGAGCAGGAUGCUCUCGCUGUAGUUAUUGCUGCAAAUAGGGACUCUGCUUGCUAUGGUGCCAGUGAGGCAUCCGGAACUGCUGUCUUGCUUGAAUUAAUGAGUGUUUUGUCCGAGAUGAAAGCGUCUAUGAAAUGGUCUCCUCUCAGAUCGAUCUAUUUCAUAUCCUUCUCUGGAUCCAAGUACAAUCAAGCGGGCGCUGCCAAUUUAGCUGUCCGAAGAUCCGAAUUCUUUAAAAGGAACGUCUUUGCUUAUAUCGAUUUGAGUGACGCUGUGGCGGGAUCCAAAAUCAAUUUCUCUGGGGAUCCGUUGUUCUACAAUACGAUGAUCAAUUUACUUCAUGAUACCAUGGAUCCAAUUCAGAAUGUCAGUCUCAGUGAUAUGUGGGAUAAGAAAUACGACUACUCGUUGGAUGUCACCAAGAGUUAUAUGCCGUUCGUUUCACACUUUAGUAUUCCUUCUUUGGAUCUUAGCUUUGAGGGAUCCGGCGAAAGACGAUACCCCAAAAACUCGUGUCUAGACACUUUUCAGCGGUUCAAAAAGAUGGAUAUGGACUCUGAGAUGAACUAUCACAAGACUCUAACGAGCCUUCUGGCCAAGGUUCUUUUGGAAUUAUCUGAUAAGCCUAUUAUUCCUCUGGAUAUCUAUGCGUUAGUAUCUUUGAUGAAUGAAAACGCCAAAGAUCUUCGAAAUUAUGCGAACUUGAAGCUGAAGAACUCUAAUAUCCAUCUUGACUUUUCUAAGUUCGAGCAGGCCCUAGUUAGAAUGAAAGAAAUGGGUCGUGAACAGCAAUCCUUUUUUAGUACCUGGAUGGAAAUUGUGGAUUCCUCGUCCGGUAUUGAGCCUAAUCUACUUGCAGUUAAUAGAUGGGACUGGAAUACGAGGUUGAGUGUGCUUCAGAAAAUAUUAUCAUCUUCCGACGGAAUUUAUAAUAGGCCUUGGUGUCGAAAUAUGAUAUUUGGACAACAGCUGAAUCUACCCGAGGAGUAUGAUGAUUCGGGAAAUCUUAUUACCUUCCGGUACAAUAGUUACCCUGGCGUCAGAGAUGCUCUUAAUGAUGGAAAUUGGAAAGAUGCUCAGACAGAGUUGGACAGAACUACCAGCUUGAUUAAUGAGCUCGCCAGUGUAUUCCAGAUUCCUUGA